Molecule: messenger RNA, 603 nt
Organism: Oikopleura dioica
Lineage: Eukaryota; Metazoa; Chordata; Appendicularia; Copelata; Oikopleuridae
Source: the annotation of a GenBank genome assembly
AUGUCUCAAUCUCCGACCAAAUUUGUAGAUAUAGCGUACCUCACAUCUCCGUUUGGAAUUGUCACUUGCUCGUUGUGGUUUUCUUUGACUGUGGCGUUUUCAUGUGUUGCGGCGCAGGGUGUGGGAGCAAGACAUGGCCAUGAAUUUGAAUUCUGCUUUAUUGUCCAGGUCACUGGAUGGGUGAUGGUCACUUUGAUGAUGAUCAUAAUCAUGUUCAGCGUAAAGGACGUUCUCUCCGGGCACUUGGGAAUUCGCCCAAGAUGGCAUCAAGUUGACUUUUGGAUAAACCUAUUCCUCUCAAUUUGCCUUUUUAUUGCUGCUUGCUUAGCCUCAUCUUCAGACGAAUUGAAAUUUCCGUUUAUCGGGCCUGGAUUGAAAGCUUCUUGUGCUUUUACUUGGUUUUCAUUUUUCCUCUCAACCGCCAAGUGGAUCAUGCUUUUAGAACAAGUUGACGAACUUCCCUGCCCAGACUGGUGGCCCGCAAAGGGACUCAUUAUCCCAAGUGACGCUCACAACCCUAAGCCAGAACCUGAGCCAACGCCAAAUGAAGAAUCCUACCAAAAUAGAGUGAUCGAGAAUGAAAACUACAUUGGCGACGCUUAG